Molecule: messenger RNA, 640 nt
Organism: Eptesicus fuscus (big brown bat)
Lineage: Eukaryota; Metazoa; Chordata; Mammalia; Chiroptera; Vespertilionidae
Product: glutamate-rich protein 2
Exons: 5
Coding region: 242-598 (118 amino acids)
Source: RefSeq, a predicted model, not a curated record
UCGCCCCCUCCGCCUCGCGCCAACGGCGGCUCCCCAGGCGCGGCCCGCCCCCUCCACGCCCCUUCUCAGCUCCCCGAGCUCUCCACGUGCAAGCCCCGCCCCUUCCGCCGCCUUCCGCGGCGGCUCCCGGGACUCCAGCCGCACGUGGUGUCGUCUCCAUGGCGACGAGGCGUCCACAGCUCGCUGCUCCGACACCCGAGCGAACCUCCAGCCGGGCCGGCCUUCGCCGACUGCCUUUCAGAUGAUCCGCUUGAGAGGGCCCCAAGCGGGUAAGAGGCGCCGCGGCAACUGCGGGUCUCCCUCUCCCGGUCCCCGCGUGCAGCCGGACUCGUCUCUCGCCUCGGACCAUCCAGGCCCGGCGCCUGGCUCCGCAAACUUUUGUCCACCCUCCAGGUUUGGGCUCUGCGGCCCCUCGGCUGCCAGGCGGCACGCGAGCAGAUUUGGCCCUACAUUUUGUAUUCCAGAAAUCCCUAGGAAUUAUCUAGAUAAGACAGAUGCUGUAAAGGCACCAAAAUAUAGACAGAAUGGCAAGUUGCUGGUGUUUGAUCGAAAGGGAAGGAAGUCUCUUCAAAAAAUACUGAAAAUAAAGUCUUUUUAAAGAAUACUGAAAAUAGAGUAUCUUCAAAGAAUAUUGAACAUA